UUCUUUCUGCAGUGAUUUCAGUUAACUAUUUCGAAAAUUCUUUGGAUGUUGUAAUCAGGAAGGUUGUUAGGUUAAUUAGGUGUUAAUGAAUUAUUUCUUUAUUUGUACACUGAAUACACAAUUGGCGAGUCAAAAUAUAUUGAGAGUUUUUACACUGAUGUUUCCAAGGCAUAAGUUAAUAAAUACUAUUCUCAUCGGUGCAGAACCAGGCAUAAAUUUAUAUUUUCCCCAUCAGUGCACAACAAGGCAUAAGUUGAUACUUUUCCCCUCAGUGCAGAACCAGGCAUAGUGGAUAUUUUUUCCCAUCAGUUCAGAACCAGACAUAAGUUGAUAUUUUUCACAUCAGUGCAGAGCCAGACAUAAGUUGAUAUUUUUCCCAUCAGUGCAGAGCCAGACAUAAGUUGAUAUUUCUUCCCAUCAGUGUAACACCAGGCUAGAAAAAAUAUAAAUGUCAGUACCGGUUUUUGUGGUCGUAUAUUACUUUAAAAUAUGAAUACGGAAUUGUGCAUGUGUUUCAUUUCAGAAGAUAUUUUCCCUUCAAGUCUGCCAACAUUGAAUGUAUGAUUUCAAUAAACGAAAUCUGCUGUAAAUCUAUCAUCAUAAGUACAUGACAUCUAUCAUCAUACGUACAUGACAUCUAUCAUCAUACGUACAUGACAUCUAUCAUCUACAGCUAAAUGCAAUUUUGUGUUGUUGCGUUUUUAAUUAUAUACUUAACUUUUUUUAUAUGCUCAAAAUGCAUACCCUUACAUAAGAAUUUCUUCCCAAAAUUACAGGCUUAGAACAUUGCACUUCUUAAAAUGGUUAUAUUUAUUCAUCGAGUUUUUAAUUACAAACCAACGAUUGCAACUAAAGCUUGACGAAGUGCAGGCAUAGUAAACCAACCUGUCUCGCCGUAAGAGCUUGGCCUCAAAAGGGGAACAAUGCAGUUAAUAACUCAUUUUUUCAAUAUAUGAUAAGUUCCUGCCCCUUUUAACCAAGAUUUUUUUUCCUUCCUUUUGGCGAAGUCCAGAAAUUCCCAAAAGUGUAAGAAAUUCCAACCUCUGGAAAUCCCCCUUGGUUCCAAGCUAACACCAAAGACGAUUUAAAAAGUAAAAAAAAAAUAAAAAUACAAAGACCGUGAUAAAAUUAAAAAGUCAUGGAGGAUUCAGUCUGUCGUAUCAUGUCAUGUUUCAAAUGUGCAUCACUGAAAAAGCUGUAAGUCCCAAAUCACUAACCGGUAUCAUCUUCUGUCAUCAAACCAGAGCAAUGUGCAACACACUAGUGACUCUGUUGAUCACCCUGGCACUGUCCCUGGGUGACGUGCGGUGCUGUAGUUCCACUGAGGUCAGGGUGGUGGACAUGACGCACGCUAUGGGCAAUGACUCCCUCUUGUGGCCGGGCGACACACAGUUUACGUUCACAAUCAUAAAUAGAGGGAGGCAGCCGGAUGGCUAUUGGUGAGUUUGAAUCAUUUUAUUUUACUGCACUUGUUUUCAAAUCUUUCAAAUUUAUUAUAAUUUACGACCGCUGGAAUAACGAAGACAGGGGGUCUCCAGCUGACACCCAUGGGACUCCGUGGAAACCUUGAGAACUCUAUACGCUUCUCAUCUGGUAGUAUUGGCUGUGCUGCAACUCUCGCCAAAAGUAGCAGUUGUUGGAAAUGGGUGUCUCAACGAAGGAAAUAAAAAAAAAACAUAUCGUAGCUGACCAACAUGUUCGCUUAUACCAGUGAUUCCCAAAAGUGGUCUAUAUUGACCCCCCAGGGGUCAAAGACAACUUGCAAGGGGGUCCAUGUCAGCGAAACAAAAAAUUGGGCUCCUUGAAAUGAAAAUGGGGGUUAACGAGUUUUUAAUUGCUUUUCCAUCCUCAUAACUAGUGUAAAGGGCUUUCAGCGCAGUUGCCAAUCUCCUCACAAAAAAAAAAAAAAAUAAAAAAAAAAUAAGAAACCAACUUGACAUCAUUAACCGAGGAGAUUUGAGAUUAAACCAAACUCAAUUGAUGACAAAUGUUGAAAAUGUAUUACUAAAGCAUCAGGUUCCACCCUCACACUAAAAGCAUUUAUUUUUUGCUUGGUUAUUUUAUGUAACAGAAAGUAAAUUUUAACUUGGUUCUUUUUAAUUUUGAAUUAAAUUGAUAAAAUUUAUAAAACUUAACAGUUAAAAAAAAAAAAAAAAAUUCACACUACACUUCACUACCGUUAUAAAUUUAAAUCUUUCAAAGUGAGUAGCACUAUACCGGCUGUGAAAUACACAUUUGAAGUUAAUGAAUUUGCGAAAAAUCAUUAUCAGGUAAGCAGGGGGUCUACCCAAAACCGAAAAAUAUGGCAAGUGGUCUACAAGACAAAAAAGUUUGGGGACCUCUGGUAAUGAACGUUGGCCGUGUUUGAAAAAAAGGCAGAAGAAAAUUCCGAGAGAGAUUUAAAAAAUUAAAAAAAUAAAGACAGCACCAGGCAUGGGCGCCCGAAUUGAUUGGAAAUUUUUUUUUUGGACAAAAAUAGACAAAAAAUGUAUUAAAGUAAAGAGAAAAUAAAGAGAAAGUAACUAAGCUGAUGUCCUGUCCGUUCGUUCACAAUACAAAUACGCUAUAGUAAAUUAAAACUACAUUAAAACAUUACUAAAAAUUUUUUCCCCCCCCCCCCCCCGGAAAGUUAAUCCAUUUUUUGCCCCCCCCCCCCUAGAAAGUUUUCUGCGGGCGCCCAUGGCACCAGGUAACAUAUUUCAGUACAGAAACGCUGUCGCGAGAAGGGUAAGUCUGAGCGACCAGUAAAGGAACGUGAGUUUCACCGGAGAACCUUAACAAAUCAUUCCUUAACAAAUCUGGAUCCCCGUACACUAUAUCAAGGACAUCUCAACAAUACAUAAUAAUGCGCCCACAUAUCAGGCUCCGCCAAGGAUCGACCAGUCUGCACCCGGUACGAAAAUGCACCAUGUCCUUAAACAGUCGGCUAGAGAACAUAAGGAGGAUGUUCAGUUUGAAAGAUGUUCCUCGCAGACUUCGAAGUGGCGAACAUAGCACAUUCUUGGAGAUCCCCGUGGGCGCGAUUUUCAUUGUCGAAAACAAAUGACAGGUUGGUUAGACAUCCCCCUUCCGUUGGCAAAAUACCCUUCAAGAGCGCCUAAAUAUAGUAACAAUAGACAGCAUACCUACUGCACCAGGUACCGUCUGUCAACUCCCUGUUCUACUGGAUUGAUUAAUUUCGUCAGGUUCUUUCACACGUUGAAAUACGUCGUACUAAUAUUGAAUCAAAUCAAGUCCUUUAUCACAAUAAAUGUAACUUUAAAAUCUUAUUAUUAACACAGGCGGUAAAUUCUGCAAGCACAUUCAUAUAGCGCAGCUCGCUAUCAGACAUAAGUAAAACCCAUCCUACUGCCACAAAGUUCCAUUCUCGACUGCCGCACGACUAGAACGUACGUCACAAUACAGUCCAGACAAUACGUCAAAAUGAGCAUAAAAUGCCUCACUAAGUCAAGCGCGGGAAGAGCGUUCACUAACUUAUAAAACUCUCAAACACACACCGUGCGUAAUAAAACAUAAUAUUCAGUCAUAACAAUUAUCAAUGAACGCCCAUACUCGACAUUGUCUCAUUAAAUCCCAUUAUGGAAUUGUUCUGCCACUUCUUUCAAACACGGCACCCUUCAAAUAUCACGAAAUUAAUUAUGACCUAUGAAUACUAUAUUCCUCCGUCGAGAGACCCACUCGAAACAACAACUUCCCAAACAUAGCUUCAUUUUCACGACCAAGAACACGUGACAGCUGAAACCAUGCAACGUAGACAAACACGACGUGUUUAAGAUGCUGGAGUUUUAGUUCUGUGUUAACAAAGUUCACGGAAGAAUUUAUCAGCAAUCUUUUUAUCAAUCCUUUAGAAUUAUUGCGACUUAAAAAAAAACAAUUAAAAAAAAACAACAACAACUUACCUAAUGUAAUUCAAAGGUACGUGGAAUUUCGAUGAUGAGAUUACUAAAACUAGUCGGACACUAAUAGUUGACAUAAAGCAUUAAGACUCUCCGAUGAGACGAGAGAGGAAAUCUGAGAGGCAAUAUAUAAUAAAGGAGUCCAGCUUAUCAGGUGCAGCAUAUCAAAUUAGUCACCAAAGGGUCAGCUUAUUAGAACAGUCAUCUUAGAGGCAACUUAUCAAAUUAGUCACUUCAGGGGCAGCUUAUCAAAUUAGUCACUUCAGGGGCAGCUUAUUAAAUUUGUCACUUCAGGGGCAGUUUAUUAAAUUAUUAAUUAGUCACCUCAGUGAUUUGCGUUUCUCAUUAGUAACCCAAAGGACAGGUUAUACAUUUAAAAAAAAAAUUACCUCUGGAUUUCAUUGAAAUCAAUGAAAAAAUCUGAAAGGAAUUGUAAAGAGAGCAAAACUUCAGUCAAUAAAAAUGCAAUGCUUUUUCAAUAGUUGUCUCUCACAUAGUUAGUUCCAGACGGCCAUACGAAUGGAAUGGUGUUACAUAUUAGCCCAUAUACUGUAGUAAUAAAAAUACAAGUAAAUAUUAUAGACAUAUAUUUUAAUCUCUCCCCCCCUCCCCCACACACAUGACGUAAUACAGGUUUGAGUUCAACAAGUUCGACACACCUGAACAUGUCGGCACACACCUGGACUCACCUGCCCACUUUUCUGAGAGGGGUUGGAGAGUUCACCAAAUACCCGCUGAUCGCCUUGUCGGACCCGGAGUGGUGGUUGACGUCAGAGACAAGGUGACCACUAACUCUGACUACAGACUCGUGUAAGUUCAUUCAAGAACAUGCUGUAUAUACUUAGAUGGAUUUAUUAUUUUUUUUCUUUUAAAUUUUCCUUUUUAAAUUUGUUAAUUACAAAAUCUGUAAGGAUGACUAAUUUAUCCUUUUAUGGAUAACCUCUGUUACCUAUCAUCAUCUUUACGGUGGUCGGCAAACGCAUUAGUCAAAAGGGGCGAAAAUCAGCAGCAGGACGAUUAAAAACAUUGUGAGAGUCAAAUUACUUUUCAAGAACCUGUCAAUUACCAUGUUUUUCGUCGGAGUCAAACCCGAGUUGUGGCACUCAUGUCAUUAAAGAGCCGCAUGCGGCUCACCAGCCGCGAUUUGCAGACCACUGGCUUUAGAUAUUCAAUACCUGUCUGAAGCUUCUCAAGAAAAUAUCAAUUGAAAAACAAGAACUUAAGUUUAUAGUAAUUUGGAUUAUAUCAUCAGACCACAAGAGUCGGAAGUACAGGUAUUUUCUUGUGAGGCAGGAGGAUAAAAUUUCACCCCUAUGUAUUUAGUGUUUAAAGUUAUUGACUUUCAAUGACUUACUUAUUGUUCACCCGAGGCAAGUGCCCCAUUUGUCUCCCCAUUGUCCCAGCCCUGCACACCAUGACGUAUGGGAUGAUUAACUUAAAACGAUUUCUGCCUUUUUCAAAGUAAUGAGGGAUCCCAUCUACGAUUUCGCAAAGUUUAUAUUUCUUUGUUGUUUUGAAAGUUUUAAUGAUAUACAAUAAAAUGAACUAAAAAAUCUAAGGGUGAUCCAUCCAACAUUCAUAGAUUAAAACGACUGGCAAGACUGUUCUCAUGGGGAUCAGAUUUUUAGAUAGAUGUCAUGACAGAUUAGUUAAAAACAAUAACUGUGAUAACGCUGAAGCAAUCCGAUAUUGCUGGUGAAAUGUUUUUAAUAAGUGUUGGUAAAAAAAAUUGCAACCUCAAACCUUCAAAUAAUAAUAAUAAUAAUUUUAAUUAAAAAAAAACUGGUACCAGAAAUAAAUUGUGAGAAAAAUAAGAUCUUAUUACUCAGUGGGUUCAAAAUUAACGACUAACUAUGCAAAAAUUCUAUAGUUGAGUUUUUAUCAAAAGAAGAGUCUGCAUUUAGUUGCGUCACUGGAGCUGGCAUCACCCUGUGCUGGAAACUCAUGGUGUCCCCCCCCCCCACCCUCCCAUCCCAUAGACCUAAUUCUUGUCUGCCAGAUUUAGUGACACCUUCUCCUGGUGAUAACCUGAUCUGAUUACUUCCCUUCCUGCUGUAGUGGCCGGACUAGACUUUAAGAUUUAGAAUAGCCGCUGUCCUGCCUUGUUGUUCAGAUUUUAACACUAUUUUGAAUGUCAUGUAGUGUUUCAGAUUUACAAACCUGGGAACGCAAGCACGGGACAAUCCCUGCAGGGGCCAUCGUCUUCCUGUGGUCAGGAUGGGACGUCAGAUAUCCCAACAAAACGCUGACCUUCAACACCCCCACCCCCAACGUCACAGCAUCAUUCCAUUUCCCAGGUAAAUGCAGUGUAAAAUUGUUAUUUUUUUAAUACAUAUAUAAUAAUGUAUGCCAAUGUGCUGUGAGGGGUAGUGUUUCUCAAACUUUUCUGUGAGAUGGACCGGAAGGAAUUGACCUCUUUGCAACAGGGAUCUGUAAUGGUGACUUAUUCAGUAAGGUUAUUUCAUGAUUUUAUAAAAAAAAAUAUUCACAUUUGGCUGGCCUGCAACUGAUUUGUGGGAACCAAUAUGUACCGUAUAUUAAAAUAUACAUUUAUUUUGUUGGGGGGGGGGUGGGUGCCUUAAAUUAGAUUUUGUCUCNGGGGGGGGGGGGGGGGGGGGGGGGGGGGUGGGGGGGGGAUUUUCGGCCAAAGUUAGAGCCUUUUUCGUACAAUGGGUUCGGUAAAAUUCUCGGGGGACAUUAACCCAAGCCACGCCACUCUUUGCCAUCUUAAGGUUUCGAUAGUAAACUUCAAAUAAGAUAUGGAGUUAAAAAUGUUAACAAAUUGCCUAUUUAAUUUUAAUUUAAAAAAAGGCUUCCACACCGAUGCCGUCCGUUGGCUCCUCCAGAACAGAAACAUCAGCAUGAUCGGAACAGACACGCCGUCUACCGACUACGGCCAAUCAAGGGUCUUCGAGGUACACCAAAUGAUCGGCGAAGCCAACGUCAUGGGGCUGGAGAACGUCAACAAACUGGGGGAAAUUCCCGCAUCCGGUGCCACUAUAGUUGUGGCUCCCAUCAAACUUUUUGACGGCAGCGGCGGGCCUGUACGGAUUCUGGCCCUGGUCAAUAAAGAUGACCGCGCCGCCUGUACCACCAACAGUGCCGGGCGACUUCAACCCUUUUGGAUGAAUCUGUGGUGAAGGGCGCUUGGAUUUUGAUCUUGAUUUUUUUAAACCCACUUUUUCAUUACCUCUCAUUGCCAUGUGAUGUGUGAGUGUGCAUAAUUUCUCGGUUACUUUGGUCUUUUAUUAAGGGGCGUAAGGCUGCAAAGGAGGAAGUGGGGGGGGGGGCGAACCUCCCCGGGGAAACACUUUUGGGGCUUAUAUAUAUAGUUUUAUGAUUGAUGUGUGUGUGUGUAUGAAAGAGGGUGCACAUUGGGGAGUUCGCCCCGGUCGUUAUUUUGUCUAAGCGCAUCACUGCUUUUAUGAGUCGGGACGUCCAGCGUCGAUGACACAUGUCGUGUGAAUUGAAUGAAGUAGUGCGAUUGCAUUUUUGUUUAAGUAGGCCCGAAGCAACGUCGACUUAACUUCACCACUCGGCAUCCAAUGUUUCUGUAUAUCCAGACCCAGUGAGUGAUGCUUUUCCUUGUGUACAAGAUGAAUGAAAAAGAGAUUUAAAAAAAAACAAAAAAAUUCAAUUUUAACGAUGUUCAAUAAAGUACACAUACUAAUUGAUUGUUUUAUUCAAAAGCCUUUGAUCGAUUUUUUUUUAAAAUUAAAAUUAUGUUACACUUUUUAUCUAUUUUUUGACCUUUUAAAAAAAUUUUUUUAGCAACGCAGUCUGUGUACACAAAGCCUGCUUUCAAAUACCGAAAUGAUAUAACGGAAAAAAUUAAUUUCCAUUUUAUUUAGUCACCGUACAACUGACAGGAUGGCUGCGCAGAAACUGGCUUAGAAAGCAGCAUUAAAUGCAUUGUCUAUUUAUAACCGAUUUCUGAAAUAGUUUUUCCUUUUGUGCAACAGUCCAAAUGUCUCUUCACUCUGUCUGAGAGUGUGGCAAAAUCUUCGGUCGCUUAAUUGACUCACUUCCCGUAAACCUAUCGAGCUGAAACAUGGCACAUACACUCGUUGUCGAUGGCAUCGCAUUCUGUCAAAUAUUCAGCUCCACAUCACAACG
Molecule: messenger RNA, 8012 nt
Organism: Lymnaea stagnalis (great pond snail)
Lineage: Eukaryota; Metazoa; Mollusca; Gastropoda; Lymnaeidae
Source: the annotation of a GenBank genome assembly